This is a messenger RNA of Nicotiana tabacum (common tobacco), 1325 nucleotides long. RefSeq names its product zinc finger protein WIP2-like. Gene Ontology annotation, molecular function: DNA-binding transcription factor activity. Lineage: Eukaryota; Viridiplantae; Streptophyta; Magnoliopsida; Solanales; Solanaceae. The record is from RefSeq and is a predicted model, not a curated record. Gene Ontology annotation, cellular component: nucleus. Gene Ontology annotation, biological process: regulation of gene expression; anatomical structure development.
UUUACUUUAUUAACUACCUCAAUCUGCACCACUCUCUUGCCCUUCACACCCUAAAACAUCUCUCUCUCUCUUGCCUUAGCUUUGCAUGAUCUAUAAGUAAUGUUUCUUAGUGUUCUUCCCUUUCACUACUUUUAAUUUUGGCGUUCUUGUUCAGUCUUUUUCCCUUUAUAAACUUUUUGGCUCAUCAUCGUUUAUAUAUAUUUGUCUUUGUGUUUUGUCCCUCUUUCUCUUUAGUGUUUGUUUCCUCUUCUACUAUUCAAAAUGAGUGAUCCCUACACCAAUUAUUUCCAUGGAUGGUUUAACAAUCUCAACCCUCUUUACCAUUUCUCCUCUUCUUCUUCAUCUUCUUCAUCUUAUAACUAUAUCUUGCCUUCAACAAAUUUCCAAUAUAAUGAAUAUUUUCAAACUUCACCACCUUCUCCUCCUUUAAAAGAACCUCUUCCUCUCCUUAGUUUGAGUCCAACAAUAAGGCAAAUUCAAGAUCAAGAUUAUUCAUCUAAUAUCACUACUAUGGAAGUUGAUAAUAAUAGUAAGGAAACCAAAGAAGAGAGCUUUAUUUCUAAUUUUGGUGAUGAUCAAGAGGAUGAUGAAAGUGUUAGUGUGGCCUUACAAUUAGGGCUUCCUAAUCCAAGCCCUGAACUUAUUUCAAGAAUUUCAACUACAAAUACAAUUGAAGAAACCAACAAAGAAGAUCAAGAAGUUACUUUGGCCAAUGGAUAUUCUACCACAAGCACACUUCACAAGGGUCAAUAUUGGAUCCCAACACCAGCUCAAAUUUUGAUUGGUCCUACACAAUUUUCAUGUCCUCUUUGUUUCAAGACUUUCAAUAGAUACAAUAACAUGCAGAUGCAUAUGUGGGGACAUGGAUCUCAAUAUAGAAAAGGACCAGAAUCUCUAAGAGGAACACAACCAACAGCAAUGCUUAGGCUUCCUUGUUUUUGUUGUGCACCAGGUUGUAGGAACAACAUUGAUCAUCCAAGAGCUAAGCCACUAAAAGAUUUUAGAACACUUCAAACACAUUACAAAAGAAAGCAUGGAAUUAAACCAUUUAUGUGUAGGAAAUGUGGUAAAGCAUUUGCAGUGAGAGGUGAUUGGAGAACUCAUGAAAAGAAUUGUGGGAAGCUUUGGUAUUGCACUUGUGGAUCAGAUUUUAAACAUAAAAGAUCACUUAAAGAUCAUAUUAAAGCAUUUGGAAAUGGACAUGCAGCUUAUGGUAUUGAUUGUUUAGAAGAAGAAGAUGAACCUGCUUCAGAAAUUGAACAAGAUAAUGAUCAUGAUCCUUCAACCUGACAAAACGUUUACACGGGAUGCUUUGUGCAACCUGU